Cooperia oncophora is the source of this 1878-nucleotide messenger RNA. Lineage: Eukaryota; Metazoa; Nematoda; Chromadorea; Rhabditida; Trichostrongylidae. The record is from the annotation of a GenBank genome assembly.
UUGGAAUAUUCCGUACACGUGGUUCAGGUCACGUUCAUCUGCCGAGCUCGUGGUGUUCCCAAACCUGAAAUCACCUGGUUCUACGAAGGAUCGGUCAUUCCUCACAUCAAAGGACGUUUCAUGGUUUCAGAUGAUGGCACUGAGUUGACGAUAACAAAAGUCACUCGCCAAGAUGAGGGAGUCUAUUCAUGCAUGGCUGGUAAUAGCGUUGGGGCUAUGAUGGCUGACGCUAAGCUUACAGUCGAUGGAGAUUUUGGUCGCACUGUGGAUGCGUUUAUUGACGAUGCAACGCUGAGAUCAAUCUCCACACAGGCUAGAGAUAACGUAAACAGAGCAGUAGAUAACACCCGCGUUCGAUUGUCACAAGAUCGCGUCUCUGAUCCCGAAGAUCUUAAAAAGCUGUUCCGAUUUUCGAUUCCGGCUCAGGCGGUAGAGUUGAGCAAAGCUCGUGAUAUCUACGAAGAGAGCGUGAGACUCGUUCACGAGCACAUUCAAAGAGGUCUCCGUUUGCCUGUGGAUAAACUGGCACCGAAGAAUGUUUCCUACGAGGCUGUACUAGCCCCGUCCCAUGUUCAAACGCUGAUGGAAUUGUCGGGUUGUCAAACGGGACAGUUCAAAAGCGCUUGUACUGAUCUGUGUUUCCACAAUAAAUACAGGUCUUAUGACGGUCAAUGCAACAAUUUCGACCACCCGAUGUGGGGAGUGUCACAGAUGCCGUUGCUACGAUUACUUCCACCAAUCUACGAGAACGGUUUCAGUACACCGGUUGGAUGGGAACGAGGACGGCUGUAUAAUGGAUAUCCCAAGCCGAAUCCACGUGAUGUGAGAACUCUUUUUGGAUUUUGGAAACUUCUCUUCAAAGGGUCUCAAUGGUUACUCGGUAGGCCACGAAACCGUCACAAUCCACAUUCGGUAUCUUUUUCAGCAAUGGUGACUGGCAGUGGGGUCCAAUUUGUCAGUAAGGACAAAUUCUCGUUUUCAGAUCAUGAUCUCACUCACACCGCUACUGCGCUGUCAAGACAGAGCUAUGCCUCUGGUGCCAUUUGUAACAGGACUUGCGAGAAUCUUGACCCUUGUUUCAACAUACCGCUAUCGCCUAAUGAUCCAAAACUGCACACUGGAGUGCAUCAGAAGUAUCCGUGUAUUGAAUUCGAGCGUAGCGGUGCGGUAUGCGGUAGCGGAGAGACGUCGCUGAUCUUCCAGCGUGUCACCUACAGAGAUCAAAUGAACAUUAUUACUUCCUAUUUGGAUGGUUCGAUGGUGUACGGUAGCACAGAAGUCCAAGCGCUUGAACUUCGUGAUCUGUUUGGAGACCACGGUUUGCUGCGGUUCGACAUCGUAUCAACAGGACAAAAACCCUACUUGCCAUUCGAGCGAGACUCUGACAUGGACUGCAGAAGAAACUUUUCACAAGAGAAUCCCAUACGGUGCUUCCUAGCUGGUGAUCUUCGUGCUAAUGAACAGCUCGGUUUGACCGCGAUGCACACACUUUUCCUUCGUGAACACAAUCGAAUUGCCGCGAAGCUUCUGGAGUUGAAUGUGAACUGGGAUGGAGAGACGAUUUUCCACGAAGCGCGAAAAAUCGUUGGUGCUAUCAUACAACACAUCACAUACAGUGAAUGGCUUCCAACGAUUCUUGGGAAGGUUGGCUACAACGAAAUGAUUGGCGAGUACGGAGGUUACAAUCCGCAGGUUGAUCCGUCAAUAUCAAACGCCUUUGCUACAGCUGCUUUCAGGUUCGGCCACACUCUCAUCAAUCCGACCCUAUUCCGUUAUGACAAGGACUUCAAUCCGAUCAAAGAUGGACAUAUUUCGCUGCACAAGGCAUUCUUCGCUCCUGAACGACUUCUCUCCGAAGGUUUGCAUGAUCGCUCAUAA